Messenger RNA from Labeo rohita (rohu), 1022 nucleotides. RefSeq lists its product as uncharacterized. The coding region runs from base 58 to 912 and encodes 284 amino acids. The transcript has 5 exons. The record is from RefSeq and is a predicted model, not a curated record. NCBI's taxonomy places the organism in Eukaryota, Metazoa, Chordata, Actinopteri, Cypriniformes, Cyprinidae.
AGCAGAGCAGCCUCACGUCAGCUCAUCUGUCAUUUCAUUACUGAGCCAGUUGUGAAGAUGAAAACUGGACUGAAACCGCUGAAAAUGUUUAACAGGUUUUGGUUAUGUAUGUGGAGUCUUUUUGGUGCGUUUGCUGAUUCAGAUGUAGUGAACUCAGUGUCAGUGAUGGAGGGAGAUUCAGUCACUCUAGAAUCUGGUGUUACUGAAAUACAGACACGUGAUGUGAUAACCUGGACAUUUGGACAUCCAGAGACUCUUAUAGCUCAAAUCAUUAAAGAGGAUGGAAUCUUCUCCACAUAUGAUGGUCCUGAUGGGAGAUUCAGAGACAGACUGAAGCUGGAUCAUCAGACUGGAUCUCUGACCAUCACAAACACCAGAACCACACACUCUGGACUUUAUCUAAUAUCCAUCAAAGGCACAAUACUAACCAUAAAUAGAUUAAAUUUUAGUGUCUGUGCUCGUCUGCCAGUUCCUGUCAUCAGCAGUGACUGUUCUUCAUCAUCAUCAUCAGCAUCAUUAAACUGUUCAUUGCUGUGUUCAGUGUUUAAUGUGAGUAAUGUGACUCUCUCCUGGUUCAAAGGAAUUAGUUUAUUGUCCAGCAUCAUCAGUGUGUCUGAUCUCAGCAUCAGUCUCUCUCUACCUCUGGAGGUGGAAUAUGAGGAUAAAAACAUCUACAGUUGUGUGCUCAACAAUCCCAUCAGAAAUCAGACUCAACAUCUGGACAUCAACAAACUCUGUCACACAUGUUCAGACUCUGUUCACUGUUGUGGUUCUACUGAAGCUGUGAUCCGAUUGGUCCUCUCUGCUCUGGUGGGUGUGGCUACUGUUAUUAUUCUGGUUUAUGACAUCAGAUCCAGAAGAGCUGAACAGGAUCAAGCACAUAUUCACACAUCAGAAACAAGUGAAAUCUAAAGCUGGAUGCUGAACUUUAAAAGUCAUUUUUGAUCUUGUAGUGUUUUUGUCAUAGUAACUAUUUUUAAAAAUUAAAAUCCAAUUUAAAAGACCUUAUUAUUUCUAUUUUC